AUGCCAAGUUUGGCAAACGAGGGCGUCUUCAUCGUGUCUCUUGACGAACAAGCCAGGGGUAUCACCACCGCUAAGAUCGCAUGUCUGAAACAAAUUCUUCAGGAGAGAUCUUCUAGCAACGAGGGCCACUGUAACAGUACGUGGGAUGGAAUCCUAUGCUGGCAGAACACGGUUUUAGGGGCAGAAGCUUACCAGUCAUGUCCAACAUACAUCAACGGCUUUAGAGUAUCUGGAAAUGCUUCUAGGAAAUGUAUGCCCAACGGGGAUUGGUUCGUUCAUCCGAUUCUAAAUCACUCCUGGACCAAUUAUACGGGAUGUAUGUCAAAAGUGGAAGUGGAUGGACCAGUCAGCGUAGAGCACGUGUUACGGAUUAAGUUGAUGUACAACGUUGGCUACGGAGCGUCGAUUGUGUCGUUGGUGACUGCUGUCAGUCUCAUGAUUUACUUCAGACGUCUGCACUGUCCCCGAAACACCGUUCACAUCAACCUGUUUGCGUCCUUCAUCCUGCGAGCCGCCGUCAGUUUUGUGAAGGACAAUCUGCUGGUGGAGGGUCUAGGUUUGCCGGGCGACCUGGACUUACAGCCAGAUGGAUCAUACGUGUUCAGAGAGGAAGGCACGCACUGGCAAUGCAAGCUGGUUUUCACCAUAUUCCACUACUCCCUUGGUGCGAAUUACGUGUGGAUAUUUGUGGAAGGCCUAUAUCUUCAUAAUCUGAUAUUCGUCACCGUCUUCUCUGACAGAAGCGGUGUGGGGUGGUACAUACUGCUGGGCUGGGCCUCUCCUCUUUUAUUCAUCACUCCUUGGGUUGUCGUCCGCAUAUUAGUCGAAAACACUCUAUGUUGGAAUACAAACCCAACACCUGGUUUCUUCUGGAUAAUGCGAGGCCCUAUUGUCGUUAGCAUAGCGGUGAAUUUUAUAUUUUUUGUCAACAUUGUCCGGGUGUUAUUUACAAAACUACAUGCAACAAGUACGCCAGAAGUGAGGAGGUAUAAAUAUAGGAAGUUAGCCAAGUCUACCCUCGUCUUGAUACCAUUGUUUGGAGUCCAUUAUAUCGUAUUCCUUGGAUUUCCGGACGGACUCAACGACAAAGUGGAGCUUGUCAAGAUCUACUUUGAAAUGUUUUUUAAUUCAUUUCAGGGAUUUUUUGUGGCCUCUCUUUUCUGUUUCUUCAACGGAGAGGUGCAAGGGGAGGUUAGAAAAAAAUGGAUCCGAUGGCGCAUGGGAGUACGUAAAAAGUCGAGACGACCAAAGCGACGCCAAUGGUACACGUCAACCAGUUACUACAGCAACAGGAACCGUAACUCACAGCAAUCGCUACAGUCUUUCGGACUCGAAAAGAACGACAGCUCCUCUCAAGAAGGCGCCCAGAUCUGCCAACGAUGUCUGAUGGAAAGACGUCAGUUCAGAGUCUACGUCGAACGCUGUCGGCGUAUGAACGGCCACGUCGUCAGAGUUGAUGCAGAGGAGCCACAGCCGAUGUUCCGAGUGACGUUCGAGCGGGAAUCCGGGUUCUGA
Messenger RNA from Liolophura sinensis, 1515 nucleotides. RefSeq names its product secretin receptor-like. NCBI's taxonomy places the organism in Eukaryota, Metazoa, Mollusca, Polyplacophora, Chitonida, Chitonidae. Gene Ontology annotation, biological process: adenylate cyclase-modulating G protein-coupled receptor signaling pathway; cell surface receptor signaling pathway. Gene Ontology annotation, cellular component: plasma membrane. The transcript is spliced from 13 exons. The record is from RefSeq and is a predicted model, not a curated record. Gene Ontology annotation, molecular function: peptide hormone binding; G protein-coupled peptide receptor activity. Bases 1 to 1515 code for a protein of 504 amino acids.